Messenger RNA from Nerophis ophidion (straightnose pipefish), 3321 nucleotides. RefSeq names its product limb development membrane protein 1 (gene lmbr1). The transcript is spliced from 17 exons. Gene Ontology annotation, molecular function: transmembrane signaling receptor activity. NCBI's taxonomy places the organism in Eukaryota, Metazoa, Chordata, Actinopteri, Syngnathiformes, Syngnathidae. Bases 153 to 1631 code for a protein of 492 amino acids. Gene Ontology annotation, biological process: signal transduction. The record is from RefSeq and is a predicted model, not a curated record.
AUUUUUUUUUCUGUCUGGAAGAAAAGCGGCUUCUUCAUCCGGCGUGAAGUGUCUUUUUUCUCUUGUCAUCAAGGAAGGAAGCAAGGAGGAAGUGCCAGUGUGAGCUGCCAUGUAGUGGAGUCUGUACCUCUCUGGAAUGUGCACUAUGAGGCAUGGAAGCAGACGACGUGACUAUCAGAGAGCAGAAUUUCCACAGCCAAGUGAGGGAGUAUAUAAUUUGCUUCCUCCUGUUUGCCGUACUCUACAUUGUCUCCUACUUCAUUAUCACCAGAUACAAGAGGAAGACGGAUGACCAAGAGGAUGAAGAUGCUGUCGUCAACAGAAUCUCUUUGUACUUGUGCACCUUCACCCUCGCCGUCUCCGGUGGCGCUGUCUUCCUGCUGCCCUUUUCAAUCAUUAGCAGUGAGAUCCUCCUGUCCUUUCCAAAAAACUACUACAUCCAGUGGCUCAAUGGCUCCCUCAUCCACGGUCUGUGGAAUCUGGUGUCCCUCUUCUCCAAUCUUUGCCUCUUUGUCCUGAUGCCCUUUGCCUAUUUCUUCUUGGAGUCGGAGGGAUUUGCCGGAUCUAAAAAGGGCAUUAAGGCACGCGUUCUAGAGACCUUUGUGAUGCUCUUCUUGCUGGCUCUGCUCAUCCUGGGGAUCGUGUGGGUGGCGUCAGCUCUCAUCGACAAUGAUGCCGCCAGCAUGGAGUCGCUCUACGAUCUCUGGGAGUUCUACUUACCGUACUUGUACUCCUGUAUAUCUCUGAUGGGAGGACUGCUGUUACUCAUGUGCACUCCUGUGGGACUGUCUAGGAUGUUCACAGUCAUGGGCCAGUUACUUGUCAAACCAACAAUCCUGGAGGACCUGGAUGAGCAGAUUUACUGCAUCCAUUUGCAAGAGGAAGCCCUUCAGAGGAGAUUAAACGGAUCAUCCACAUGCACAUAUGCCAGAGGAGGCUUUGCCCAUCAGCUCAGUAAAGAACUGGAUACUAUCCGAAAUGUGAGGAAUAAACUUGAAAGGAGAAAGCGAGCUUCAGGUUGGGAGAAGAACUUGUUGUAUCCCAUGGUGAUGCUGAUCCUGCUGGCAGGAACGACAAUCUCAGUUCUUUUGGUGGCUCUCAACAUCCUCUACCUUCUCGUAGAUGAGACUGCCAUGCCCAAAGGAUCCACGGAACACGGCAUCGGGAGCAUGUCCCUGUCCCCCUUUGGCGUGGCCCAAGCCGUGUUGGAGAUCAUCCUCAUGUUCUAUUUGAUGGCUUCCUCUGUGCUGGGAUUCUACAGCCUUCGCCUUUUUGAGGGGCUCACUCCCAGGAAGGAUGAUACAACCAUGACAACGAUCAUUGGAUGCUGUGUGUCCAUCUUAGUGCUGAGUUCAGCCCUACCCGUCAUGUCCAGAACUUUAGGCAUUACCAGGUUUGAUCUGUUGGGAGAUUUUGGGAGAUUCAACUGGCUGGGAAACUUUUACAUCGUGGUCUCGUACAACCUUCUCUUUGCCGUCGUGACCACGCUCUGUCUGGUCAGGAAGUUCACCUCGGCCGUACGAGAAGAGCUCCUCAAGGCCUUAGGUCUGGAUAAAUUGCAACUGUCAAACAGCCCUACUGACCCCGAAUCUGGGAAGCUCUCAGCCAACGGGCAUCAGAAGACUUUGUGAAAGUACGGGGUCAAGGGAAGGAGAGAUUUCACAGCUGAAAGGUGAAAAGGAUUGAAGGGGAACUUAAUAAAGCCGCGCAGUGUCUGGCAGAUGCUGCAAAUAGAGGCUGAGAGCCAUUUUGCUGCGUGACAUUCCAUUCCCUGGGCCUCGGAUGGGAGCUGGGAUGGAGCCAAGAGGAGACGAGGAGUGUGAUGGCUGCACUUACUACCAACCACCUGUGCUACACACUGCUCCUCUUUUCACCAAGCACACUUCAGCUUCAGCAUUUAACCCACUAAGUUGGACUCAAGUGUUUUGGUUCAGAUAAGGGUCGGGUAUUUAGGGAAUCUUUCAAAUGGAACUCAGCUGAGCAACACCACUUGGUGAAAAGAAGGCAUUUUUGGACCAUUGAGUGCAGUUUUUGGUUUUAUCUGAUUGUUUCAGAACGUGUGUAAAACACUGGACAACACUGGACCGGCUCGGCUCGACUCCAUUGCCUUGAAGUCCGCUUUUCACUUCAAAAAAGUCUUUGGUAAAACAAACCGAGACAAAGCUAAGCUACAAAAGUUAUUGGAGAGUAAUGUUACCUCUCACUCCUAUUGACUGUGUAUUAGAAACAAUACCUUUGUGUUAGGAAGUGUCCUGCAGCAAGGAGGGCGGUGCAGUUGGAAAUGUCAAUGAGGAUGAUGUCAUUAGUUACAACUUUUAGGUGCUCCGCAUUUGACCGACUCCAUUAGACAGGAGUUUGUGUUCACAUUUUGCUUCCACCCCUUGUUUAACAAAGGGUUCGUGUAAAUAGUAUGUACUCAUGUACAUAUGUUUGAUAGCCUCUUUGAAAGCCAAGUUUUCCAUCAGCGCACACAAGCAUCCAUCCAUUUUCUACUGCUUAUCCCUUUUGGGGUCGCGGGGGGGGUUCUGGAGCCUGCAUGUGUACUUAUUAGUUGUUGUGAACAACUCAGUCCAAGGCAAACAAUCUCAGAAGGUCUGCUUAAACUGGCAUCAAUUGAUCAUCUUCUCCACUGUGAUGUUGUCGGCGUGCAGAAGUACCUAAAAUGCCUUAAAGGACGAGCCUCCAGCGCGCUCAAUGUUUAAGUUGUUUCCUUUUGCUGUGAUUUUGGUCCCCAGGUAGUUCCACUGUGAUGCUCCACGCACACAUUGCUGUUGUCAUAGAAACAUGCAGCAUACACCUGGUCAUGUUGUGUGUUCUCAUAUGGAAAGGUCAAAAGGCAAAAAGAAGGUUCAUUGUUUGCUUUGUAUUUGUUACUUUUCCUUCUUUGAUCGGGGCAAUGAAUAUGCAGAACAUGUCUUCUUAAAUCAACCUCAUUAGAUGUCAGUUACCAUUGUGGAAACCAGAACAGGACCAAAGAUCUGAUUUUAUUGAUAGUUCGAUAUUCAAGGAGAAGCUUUUUGUUUGUUAGAUUUAGUCCAUCUGAUUGUGUCCCAUAACAACAAACUACUAUUAUGUCAUUUCUAGGGAUUCUUCUUACAAAGUGGACUGUGCAGCACUUGUCAGGGAAGUUGGUGUUGGCCGUAUUCUUUCCAUCCGGUCAUUGUACCUCAAAUGAAAUAUCACAGUCGUAAGCUGUGAAGCAGCUCAGUCUCUGCAUGUAAACUAUUUGGGUACAUGUUUUGUGAAUGUAUUUUUUUUAAACACUUUCCAGUUUGUGUCUUUUUUAUGUUUGUGUGUUUGCAAAUAAAAGUUACAACAUAA